GGAUCCUGCUCAGGAUGGGGUGGCUUCACCGGCCACCCCAGGGACCGGGAAAUCGAAGCUGGAAACAUUACCCAAAGAAGAUCUCAUCAAGUUUGCCAAGAAGCAGAUGAUGUUAAUGCAGAAAGCUAAAUCAAGGUGUACAGAAUUAGAGAAAGAAAUUGAAGAACUCAAAUCAAAGCCUGUCGCUGAAGGAACUGAUGAUAUUAUAAAGGCACUGACCGAACGUCUGGAUACUAUUCUUCUGGAGAAAGCAGAGACUGAGCAACAUUGUCUUUCUCUGAAGAAGGAAAAUAUUAAAAUGAAGCACGAGGUUGAGGAUUCUGUGACUAAGAUGGAGGAUGUGCGGAAGGAGUUCGAACAAUCACAUAGAAAUUAUGUGAAGGAAAUUGAAAAUUUGAAAAAUGAAUUGAUGGCACUACAUUCCAAACACAAUGAAGAUAAAGCUAGCUUACAAAAGGAACUGGAAGAAGCAAUUAAUAAACAAUUAGAGCUUUCAGAACAACUUAAAUUUCGGUGUGCCUCUGAAGAUAAUGUUCAGAAAUUACAAGAAGAAAUUGAGAAAAUUAGACCAGCCUUUGAGGAGCAAAUUUUAUGUCUGCAGAAACAGUUAGAAGCUACCACUGAUGAAAAGAAGCAAGAAAUUACUCAUCUCCAGAAAGUCAUUGAAACUAAUUCUCAGCAUUACCAAAAAGAUAUUAAUACCUUGCAAGAAGAGCUGUUGCAGCUAAAAGCCAUCCACCAAGAAGAGGUGAAAGAAUUGUUGUGCCAAAUUGAAGCAUCAGCUAAAGAACAUGAAGCAGAAGUCAUUAAGUUAAACCAAGUAAAAGAGAACUCGAUGAAACAGUGUGAGGCAAAUGAGAAGAACAUUCAAGAGAAACAUGAAUAUGAGUUAGAAAAUUUAAGAAAAGCUACCUCAGAUCCUUACCAAGACAAUCAGAUGUGUACUGCACUCUUAGAAGAAGAUACUGUUGUAGAACAAGUAGUAAAUGAAAAAGUCAAACACUUAGAAGAUACCUUAAAAGAACUGGAGUCUCAACAUAGUAUCUUAAAAGAUGAGGUGACAUACAUGAAUAACCUUAAAUUAAAACUUGAAAUGGAUGCCCAACAUAUAAAAGAUGAGUUUUUUCAUGAACGAGAAGACUUAGAAUUUAAAAUUAACGAAUUGUUACUAGCUAAAGAAGAUCAGGGCUCUGUAAUUGAAAAAUUAAAAUCUGAACUAGAAGAUGUAAAUAAACAGUUGUGUUGUGCUGUAGAACAACAUAACAAAGAAGUACAGAGUCUUAAGGAACAACAUCAGAAGGAAAUAUCAGAACUACAUGAGACGUUUUUGUCAGAUUCAGAAAAAGAAAAAUUAACAUUAAUGUUUGAAAUACAGGGUCUUAAGGAACAGUGUGAAAACCUUCAGCAAGAAAAACAAGAAGCAAUCUUAAAUUAUGAGAGUUUACGAGAGAUUAUGGAAAUUUUACAGACAGAACUGGGGGAAUCUGCUGGAAAAAUAAGUCAAGAGUUUGAAUCAAUGAAGCAACAGCAAGCAUCUGAUGUCCAUGAACUGCAGCAGAAGCUCAGAACUGCAUUUAAUGAAAAAGAUGCUCUUCUCGAAACUCUGAACCGGCUCCGGGAAGAAAAUGAAAAGUUAUUGUCUCAGCAAGAGUUAGUACCAGAACUUGAAACUGCCAUAAAGAACCUUCAAGAAAAGAAUGAAGUGUACUUAGUCAGUCUCAGUCAGAGAGACAUCACAUUACAAGGAUUAGAAGCAAAGAUAAGUUGUCUUACUGAGGAAAGAGAUGAAUUCGUAAGUAAAAUAAAACGUUCUCAUGAAGAGAUGGAUAAUCUCCAUAAAAAAUGUGAAACGGAAGAAAGAGUGAUUAUAGAACUUAGAGAGAAAAUGGAACGAACAACCCAGUACAGCAGUGAACUAGAGCAAAAGGUAAAUGAGUUAACAGGAAGACUAGAUGAAACUUUAAAAGAAAAGGAUCAAAACGACCAAAAACUAGAAAAUCUUACAGCUCAAAUAAAAACUCUCUCUGAAGACCAGGAAGCAUUGUCAUCUGAAAUGCAUUCUCUUUCUGAGGAAAAUAAUAGGCUCAGUUCAGAAAAAAACCAGUUGAGUAGGGAUUUGGACUCCCUUCUGUCUCAAAAAGAAGGAGAUCUUAGCCUUAAAGAACAUAUUACUGAAUUAGAAAAGAAAAUUCAGUUAAUGGUUGAAGAACAAGAUAGUUUAAGUAAACUACUUGAAAAUGAGCGAGUUCAGAAGUUAUUCGUCAAAACUCAGUUGUAUAGUUUUCUGAAACAAAUGGGAUUGACAGUUUCAGAAGAAAAUGAAGAGCAAGAUGCCACAAAUGUUCUACAAGCUGUGGGUGAAUCCUUAGCAAGAAGAGAGGAGGAGCAGCACAGCUUGGUUUCUCAGUAUGAAGAAAGGGUAUUACAGUUAGAAAAAGAGGUUAAGUGCCUUCGAGAAGAGAACAUAGCACAGCGCGAAGAAUUUAGUUCUUUGCUGAGCGCCCAUGAGCAAGAAAAAGUUCUCUUAAGGGAAGAGUUAGAAGAAACCCUGUCAGAAAAAGAGGCCCUGCAAAUUGAUCUUCUAGAAAUGAAGAAUGCUAAUGAAAAAAUAAAGCUUGAAAAUCACAAUCUCUUAAUUCAAGUUGAAGAAGCCUCUCAGACAUUAUGUAGUAAAAACGAUAUCUGUGAGGGAGAAAAAUCGUUUAUAGAGGAACAGGAAAACCUAAGGCCAUUACUAGAACAAAGAGAGUCCGAAUUACGAGAGAUGACAGCAGAAUUGAUAUCAUUAAAGGAUUACUUAGCGAAAUCGUCUUCUGUGAAAAAUGAUCAACUCUCUUCAGUAAAAGAGCUGGAAGAAAAAAUAGGAAAUCUGGAAAAAGAAUCCAAAGAGAAGGAGGAGAAAAUAAAUAAGCUAAAGCUAGUUGCUGUGAAGGCAAAGAAAGAGCUAGAUUCUAGCCGAAAAGAGACCCAAACUCUGAGGGAAGAGCUCGAAGCUGUUCGGUCAGAAAAGGAUCAGUUAUCUACUUCCAUGAGAGAUCUCAUUCAAGGAGCAGAAAGCUAUAAGAAUCUUUUAUUAGAAUAUGACAAGCAGUCAGAGCAGUUGGAUAUGGAAAAAGAACGAGCUGAUAAUUUUGAACAUCAUAUAGAAGACCUUAUGAAACAAUUAAGAAAUUCAACUUUUCAGUGUGAAAAAUUAAAUUCUGAUAAUGAAGAUCUAUUAGCUCGUAUUGAGACACUGCAGUCUAAUGCCAAGUUAUUAGAAGCACAGAUAUUAGAAGUCCAAAGAGCCAAAGCAAUGGUAGACAAAGAACUGGAAACUGAGAAACUUCAGAAAGAACAGAAAAUAAAGGAACAUACCAGUGUUGUAAAUGAACUUGAAGAUCUUCAGCUACAACUUCAAAAGGAAAAGAAACAACUUCAGAAAACUAUGCAAGAAUUAGAGCUGGUUAAAAAGGAUGCCCAGCAGACCACAUUGAUGAAUAUGGAAAUAGCCGAUUAUGAACGUUUGAUGAAAGAACUAAAUCAAAAGUUAACUAAUAAAAACAGCAAGAUAGAAGAUUUAGAACAAGAAAUAAAAAUUCAAAAACAGAAACAAGAAACCCUACAAGAAGAAAUAACUUCACUGCAGUCCUCAGUGCAACAGUAUGAAGAACAGAACACCAGAAUCAAGCAGUUGCUUGUGAGAACCAAGAAAGAACUGGCCGAUUCCAAGCAAGCGGAAACUGAUCACUUAAUACUUCAAGCGUCCUUGAAGGGCGAGCUGGAGGCAAGCCAACAGCAAGUAGAAGUCUAUAAAAUUCAACUGGCUGAAACAACAUCUGAGAAGCACAAGAUUCACGAGCACCUGAAGACCUCUGCGGACCAGCACCAGCGCACGCUGAGCGCGUACCAGCAGAGGGUGACGGCGCUGCAGGAGGAGAGCCGCGCGGCCAAGGCAGAACAAGCUGCUAUAGCCUCUGAGUUUGAGAGCUACAAAGUCCGAGUUCACAACGUUCUAAAACAACAGAAAAAUAAAUCUGUGUCUCAGGCCGAAACUGAAGGCGCCAAGCAAGAAAGGGAACACCUGGAAACGCUGAUUGACCAGCUGAAAGUGAAGUUGCAGGACAGCCAGCAUAACCUGCAGAUCACCACCUCUGAGUUCCACGCACUGCAGUCUGAGCACGACACUCUGCUGGAAAGGCACAACAAGAUGCUACAGGAGACCGUGUCCAAAGAGGCAGAGCUCCGGGAGAAGUUGUGCUCAAUCCAGUCAGAGAACAUGAUGCUGAAGUCUGAGCAUGCCCAGACUGUGGGCCAGCUGACAUCCCAGAAUGAGGCCCUUCGCUCCAGCUUCCGCGAUCAGGUGCGGCACUUGCAGGAGGAGCACAGGAAGACGAUGGAGACUUUACAGCAGCAGCUCUCCAAGGUGGAAGCUCAGCUCUUCCAGCUUAAGAACGAACCAGCCACAAGAAGCCCAGCUUCUUCACACCAACCUUUGAAGAACCUUCGAGAAAGGAGAAGCACAGACCUCCCUCUCCUAGACAUGCACGCUGUCACCCGAGAAGAAGGAGAAGGGAUGGAAACAACCGAUACUGAGUCGGUGUCUUCUGCCAGCACUUACACACAGUCGUUGGAGCAGCUUCUCAGUUCUCCUGAACCCAAGCUCGAGCCUCCUUCGUGGCAUGCUGAAUUUACCAAAGAAGAGCUGGUGCAGAAACUCAGUUCCACCACGAAAAGUGCAGAUCACUUAAACGGCUUGCUUCGGGAGACAGAGGCAACCAAUGCAAUCCUCAUGGAACAAAUUAAGCUGCUAAAAAGUGAAAUAAGAAGAUUGGAAAGAAACCAGGAGCGGGAGAAGUCUGUAGCUAACCUGGAGUACUUGAAGAACGUCAUGCUGCAGUUCAUCUUCCUGAAACCGGGCAGCGAGAGGGAGAGGCUCCUCCCCGUCAUCGACACCAUGCUGCAGCUCAGCCCUGAGGAGAAGGGGAGGCUGGCUGUGAUCGCCCAGGGUGAGGAAGAAAAUGCUUCCCGUACUUCUGGAUGGGCAUCCUAUCUGCAUAGUUGGUCUGGACUUCGGUAGACUGAUGGGAAAAAAUUCUUUAUUAACCAAAUAGAUUCCACGCGGUAAAAUGGGUUUAUGUAUAUUACUCAUUCUUUGUCAAAAAGUGUGUGUAUAUGUUCACAUCUACGUAUAUUUGUACAUAUACAUGACAGAUAUAUUUAAAGACUCUCAGCUUGAAGUAAAGAUAAAACAGCGAGACGUUGCUGCCAGCCUCGCCCACUAGCCCACCCACAGAGACGGGCCGCGGUGUCUGGGACCCCGUACACGCUGCCAGGAUGGAAAGGCCAGGAGGGAACUCACUUCCCUCUGGAGCCUCAGGACCUGCCCAUUUCUCGGCAAUACUGUGAAUUUUGAAGUUAAACUAAAUUUGGCACCAUGCCAACUGAAAUUCAGGCCCUUAAAAUAAUGUUUCAAGACUUUUGCAAGGUCAGGCUUUCAGGUCGGUUGUUUUUAAUUAUAAGUUGUUGAGAAAAUCGGGUAAUUAGAAUAUGAAGGAAAAUGCUGUAUUGAUAAAUUGACUGUUGCUUAUUAAAGAAAUACGUGAAGUAAAUAUGCUGCUGUUAAUUA
Messenger RNA from Tupaia belangeri chinensis (Chinese tree shrew), 5608 nucleotides. It is a transcript of the gene GCC2, whose product is annotated as GRIP and coiled-coil domain containing 2. Gene Ontology annotation, biological process: late endosome to Golgi transport. Gene Ontology annotation, cellular component: Golgi apparatus. The record is from RefSeq and is a predicted model, not a curated record. The transcript is spliced from 22 exons. NCBI's taxonomy places the organism in Eukaryota, Metazoa, Chordata, Mammalia, Scandentia, Tupaiidae. Bases 107 to 5059 code for a protein of 1650 amino acids.